Molecule: messenger RNA, 456 nt
Organism: Trypanosoma cruzi
Lineage: Eukaryota; Euglenozoa; Kinetoplastea; Trypanosomatida; Trypanosomatidae
Exons: 1
Coding region: 1-456 (151 amino acids)
Source: RefSeq, a predicted model, not a curated record
AUGGAAGUGGUCAUAGAGGCAAAUGCCGGCGACUCAGCGUUCCUGUCGGCAUCUGAGAAGCGGGAGAUGAUAGACACUUUGGCGGAGAUGAUCGCCUCCACAAUUGAGGGUGCCAGCGUCACGGAUGUGCACGAGGCACUGGCAUCCCACAAUAUAACGCCGGGAGGAUGGCGGGAGUUGGUGCAGCGGAAAGUAGAGGCACGUCGACAGCGGAAAGGCUCUGAUGUUGUCUCCGCCACUGAUAGUGCCCCCGUUACGCAGGAUACGCCGUUGCCACCUACGCAGACACCGACGACGAGAACGUGGGAAUGCCCGAACUGCGGUACGCAGCAGGAAGUUGUGGACGCACGCAGGUCUCUUAGGCACAGCGGUACUUCUCUGGCCGUGAGAAUUUUCUCGGACACCUCUCCAGUCGGUUGUAGUGUGUGCGAGGGCGUUAUCUCACAUGUACGUUGA